AUGAAGUUCCUCUCCACUGCAUCUCUCGUCAUCGCCGCCCUGGCCGCUCCCAUUCUCGGCACCCCCGUCGAGAAUCGCGGCUAUGGCAAGAAGUGCCUGACCGACGAAGAAGCUACCGGAAUCGUCAAGCUGUGGAGCGCCGCCUUCGGCGGCAGCGUCGAGGCAGCCCGCAAGGUGGCGGCAGAGAAUAUCGAGGUGUACGACAACACCGUCAACUUCCUCUUCAACAUGACGAUCGACACGCCGUACAUCAAGGGCAUAGACAACGGGGGGUCUACUACUGCUCCUCCAGGCAUGGUCCAGGUGGCGUCCAGCCCCAAGCCGCACUACGACGCUAAGUUCGAGGUCAUCACUAUGCUGCAUGAUUGCGAUUCCAUCUCGUUCCGGUGGAGAUUCGUGGGGAAAAGUGCCGGUGUCGAUCCGACCUCAACAAACAAGCCCGGUGACCUAAUCAGCUACAACGGUAUCGACUUGAUGGAAGUUGACACCAAACGCAACCGCGUCACGAAAGCGUACUCGGCGUUCGAAGCCCUCAACAUGCUCUACCAACUAGGUAUUAAGAUCUGUUUCCAGAAAGACAAUCCUAAUGCUUGUUUUUGA
Tricharina praecox is the source of this 600-nucleotide messenger RNA. RefSeq lists its product as uncharacterized. Bases 1 to 600 code for a protein of 199 amino acids. The record is from RefSeq and is a predicted model, not a curated record. The transcript is spliced from 2 exons. Lineage: Eukaryota; Fungi; Ascomycota; Pezizomycetes; Pezizales; Pyronemataceae.